Xyrichtys novacula (pearly razorfish) is the source of this 6034-nucleotide messenger RNA. Lineage: Eukaryota; Metazoa; Chordata; Actinopteri; Labriformes; Labridae. The record is from the annotation of a GenBank genome assembly.
AUGUCCCCGUUAUUCAUGGACACCGGCUACGACACCAACAGUCCCAGCUCCAUGUCAGCUGAGGAGAACCACAGCAACAACGCUGGUUCGGUAAGUGCAACCUGCACACCACCUUUAAUCAACUGAUCAAAUAACUAAGCAGGCAAAAACACAGUAACUACCAGUAAACACAGCCUGUGGAUGUUUUAUUGCUCUCCCACAGAAGAAAAGUAAAACUUGGUCAAAUUUUCACUUUUGUUUUUACAGCUAAAAAUAUCACAUGAUAUCUCGUAAUCAAUAUUUUUAUGGGAAUAAAUAAGGAAAAUUCAACAAUACGGAUAUGGUCUUGACCUGAUCUCUAAAUUUCAUGUUCACAUUUUGAAAGUUUUUAAUUUUAUUUGAGAACUUAAAUUAUUGGCUAAUAUUAUUAAAAUAAUCAAAUCCCACAGUUCAACAUUGGUCAGUUCAUCUCAGUGUCAGUGACAUUUUGCAAGUCAUUCAAUCUCUUUCCCCUUUUCGUCUCUACCACCCUAAACUAUCAUGUCAAAUGUCAUAAAAUGCCAAAAAAAAUAGGAAUAGAUAAUCACCUUUGGAUUCAACUUUGCUCAAAGAUGCUUCACUAAAUGGUAGGUAACUACACAAGUAUUACCUCUUACUUCACAAUAAUAGUAUGCUGGUGUAAUGCUGUAGUUAUAAAACAUGGACUGUCAUUGGUCAUUAGUCUGGGUCCAUAAUUUCUGCUUCAGCACAAUUUUUUUUAAUAGAUGAUAAAGCACUUCCCAACAUCUUCCAAAAAGUAAAUACUUGUAAAUGCUCUUCUGCUUGAUUUUUUAGCUCAAAGAAUGUACUUUGAAAAGUAGCAUGCAGCUAUUUAUUAGAUGUUGCUUUGGAUUGAGGUAUUUGUAAUGCCAUCAUAUAUUUAGGGGGAAAGUACUCAAUAGGGACAAAUGUAUUGUGUGUUUUGUACUGUUAAGAGUUUAUUUGAUUUAUUCAAGGUAAACACUGAUAGACCUUGUGGGGAGGCUGAAAUGACAACUUUGUAGCUCAUCAAACUAGGUUUUUAACUUGACACUGACUUUGGUCCUAAUUUUAAUAUCAUGCACUAAUACACAACAACUUCCUGCCAUGAUAGACUGACCACAUGUAAUUUCAUGUGAUAGGUUUGUCUCAUGACCCCUGUGAGCUUUCAAAGAUAUCAGUGCAAAGCCAUCAUAUGUUUUCAUCAUAAAUGAUUGGGGUCAACUUUGUCUGUUCUAUCUGUACAGGAGAAAGAAGGAGAAGAACAUCAGGUAGGAAACAGAGGGACAAAAAGACAGGAAAAGAACAGAGAUGCUGCCAGGAAGAGCCGCAAAAAGCAAACAGAGAGAGCAGACGAACUUCAUGAGGUUUGAAACAUUCAAUCCUUGUUUUCAUUCUCUCUUUUGCUGUCUCCUUUCUUACAACCUUACCCUGUGACACACACAUUUACACACAGGCUGUGUGACUUGCUGCGCGUGUGUGUGUCUUGAGUAAUCUGAAGCAAGCUCAAAGCGGUUUCUUGUAAAUACUCAGUCUUAGGGGAAAGGCUUACCCUCCCACUGCCCUCCUCAUUGGCCCAUCCUUUCACACACACACGCCUCUGUUUUUCCAACAGUAUGUGUGUGCAGGUUUUUUUUCCCUCAGGGUCAAAUUCCACAGGUGGUGCUCCACAGAGACACACAGUCAUACAUAUAACAAACUUUCAGAAGCACAAAUUCAGAUUUUACAUGUGAUUAAAUUUCUGACUCAGAAACUCUGUAAUGUGAAUCUUCAAAUUAAUAAAAUUCUUUUUAAAAUUUAAUACAUAACAUUACUUAUGUCCUCCUGAAACACUGUCAUGUAUAUGUUUUUAUAAUGAGAAACUCCAGGUUUGUAAGGUGCAAAGAAGAAUUUCUUUAAAGAAUAUAAAACAGUGCACCAUUUUGACACUUACAACAGCUGUAGAGAAGCAUCAAUAAAUGAAUUCUGAAUUAUUUUAAUAUUUUAAAAAGUUUCAGUCUCUGUCCAUAGCUGUAGCUUGGUAAUUCAGUCUAGUUUCUGCAUAAUCCUCCAUAAAAACGAAUAGUGCAGAUAUGUAGUUGGAAUGGUGUUGUAUGUAGUUUUAGCACUAGAUUAAAGUUUGAUCAGUCUGCACUGGCCAUGUAUGUAUAUAUGUAUAAAGCAUGUAUAGAAAUGUAGGUCAUGUAGAAACGCAGUGCCAAAAUUAAUGCUGUUUUGGGCCAAAGUAAAGCAGUGAAAAUACUCAAAGACAAAUAUUUAUGUAUUUAAUGUAGGACUUUUUGAAACAGCUAAAGUACAUUGAACAGGCUAGAGAGGUGUGCUGACUGUGAUUUACUUAUGUAGUACUAUUCUUUCAGUUGAAGUGUCUCAUCUGUUACUUCAAUAACCCAAAAUAUCCAUGAAAAAUAAACUUACAAAAUACUUCUAGACCUGAAGACUUGAAAGUUAAUAAAAGUGUAACCCCAACUCAGAUGGAGUAUUGUAGUAAUCUUUUCAUCCAACACUUGGCAAGAAGAUGAACACCUUUGUUUGCAGAGAUGUCAGACUAAUUAUCCAAUUUAUCCUAUAUCGUGAAAUGGAUGCAAUUUAGUUUUUCACAUUUUUUAAUUUUUAUGUUGCUUCAAGUUAAACCAGUGUAGAGAUACUUAGGUUUACAAGCUAUUUUAAGGUGCUCUAUUGCAACACAUUGUUCCUUAGAAGAUUGCAGGAGGCAAACCAGCACUUCUAACAUGCAGGAGGUGUAAAGUAGCCAGUUUGAGUUGAAUUAGGUCUUCACUUGAUAUUGAUUGCCAUUAUAAUUUCUAAAUGGAUAAUACUGCGGCAGCUCAACAAGUACUCUAACUAUGAGUUGUGUCGUCAAAUUUGUGUUUUUUUUUCCCUAAUAGGGAAACAGCGUCUAACAUCCAAUUUAUCAUGGGGAGGGGGGUUCACUUGGGGGAGGAAAUAUAGAAAGCCAGGGGCCUUAUUUGAAGGGCAACCAGUGGAUUCUUGUUUGGGGCACCUUGAACUUUCGAAAAAUGCUGUUUGCACACUUUUCCUUAAAAAUGCCUACUAGGUUACAUGAUUCUCAUGAAAGAACAUAAAGAUAUUUUUUUACUGCCCAGAAAGCAUACAGUGUUGCUUUCAUUCUGACACCCCAAAUCUGCAAUGUAAUAAAAAGAAAAGAACGUAAAGGUUGAAGACAAGUUGGAUGAGUGUAUUUUUACUUCCUUUGUAAAUUGUGGGUGUGUGCCUCUGUGGAAGAUGCCUCAACUUUCAUUUUUAUUUCUUCCUCUCUUUCUGUUCUGUUCCUCCUUAACUGUAAUUUUGAAGAAACUUUAUUGCCACAAACUGGUUUGGUUUACUGAAGAUACAGGCAGUGUCAGCAGUUUAUGUUUCAACAUAUGUAAAACAUAACUGCAAAGAAAUUGUGCUGUGACUCCAACUCCGUGACCCUCUUGACUUUAUAGGGCAGAAUACUAACAGGGAAUCACUACGCCUAUUCAAAUAUGUUCUUUAGGUAAUUUGUAAUCUGGAUUGUACAUGAAAACUAAUUCUGGAUUCUCAGGAUUCACUUCUAUGGUACCAAUUUGUUGUACAUUUGUGGUCCAACCAGAGUAGACCAUAAGCGGGCUUGCAUGAACAGAAAGCACUCUCUAUGGAUAGUAGAUCAGAUAGCAGAUGACAAUCCUAAUUUUUUAUUUAUCCCCAUAAACAGAUAUCUACAUGCAAGUGCAGCUGGAAUUGGUUCGAGAUCAAGUAUUUCUACUUUAGUUACAUACCCACUGAGCAUUUUUUGUCAAAUAGAGAUUUUAUAGAUGUCUAAAUGUAGUCUAGAUGACUGGUCUAAAAUCAGGCUACUACAGGUCUAAAAAUGAAACUUUUUAGACGUCUACAUUUAGACCAAGUUCAGAUCAAGUCUAAGUCUGGGCUAUAUCUAUACUUCUCUGUAUAUUGCUAAAUGGCUAUCAUAAUUAUUUUGGUUAAGUACUUGGAGAUCAGUUUUAUGCAACUCACAGUUGCUUUUUGAAAUAAAUAGUUAUCGAAUAACGGGUUAAAGUGCAACAUCUAAAUUCUAUCUAAAAAUAUACAUAGUCUAGAUGGUUGAAAUUAGGUCUAAAAAAAAAACUAGACGUCUAAUAGCCGUCCAUUGCUCAGUGGGUAUCAGACUGACUGUUAAGCCAGUUAGUGUUUACAUUUACUAAAGCCUUAGGAUACAUCAGCAAUGAUCGAUCAACCUCCUUUUAGACAAGAGAGCAUUACAAGUGUUUACACUAAAUUAGAUUAGAUGAGAUAGAACUUUAUUGAUUCUUCCGGGAAGUAUCCUUUGUUAAGAGAAAUUAAAAAGUAAAUAUCCGUAUUAAUGAGUCUAAAACACUAUACCACUUGUUCAUACCACUAUUGUAUGAACAAGUGAAACCACUGUGCAGCUGUUUAUUUACAGCCAAACUAAGACCAGGAAAAUCUAAUACUCCAAGAAAUGCCUGCAUUUAUUUUUGCAGACAAAUCUGACGGGGGAAAUGUUUCUGUGUUUUCGAUCUGAGCGUACAGUUGAUUGAAAAGUUGUCCUUCCUUGAGGCAUCUAUCACUGCCAGAUUACAACUGAUGAGCUCUGAUAUUGGAUCAUUGUGUGCAGCAUAACAAACAUGAUUUCUAGCUGUCAUGGAGAACAGCUGUUUCCCGUCUGCACUUGUAUUUAAAUAGAUCAUAAAGACAGGAGUUAAGUUGAUCAUUACAAGAUAACUGUUCUUACAAGUUUUAGUAACACAAAUUUAUAAAUUCACAGCUAAAUGUAGAUUCAACUCUGCAGUAUUCAGCCUUCUCUGUCAGUCAGGAUCCACCUUUUUUCGCUCUCUACCACCUACCCUCUGUAUUCAUGCUGAACUUGCAGAACUGUCACCACCAGCGCAGUAUUUCAGUCCUCCUAUGAGAUUUUGACUCACGCUGCUCAUCAUCCACUCUGUUGCUGUUGUGAUUUCUUUUACAGCUCUCAAGAAGAGUUUUGAAGGAGAGCGCCAUUAGAACUGCUUGGCUUUUGUGUUUUAUUAAAGCACAAGCUCAGGCCUGGUGUUGAUAUAUGUCUUUAAUCAGUUUUUAUGGCUCAAGAUGGACACUCUUUGGGAUAAUAAAGUAAACCUGACUCAGCUCAUCAUUAGCUAUCUGUCAUACCUGACCUUCUUUUUUCUCUGUCUUACCCUCCACUACUUUUCUCCCCCCGCAGGAGCUGCAGAGUUUGGAGCAAUCAAAUUCAGCCCUUCAUAAGGAGAUUGCCUCACUGAAGAAAGAUCUCCACAUGUAUACGAUGGCUCUGAAGCACCACAAGCCUUUCUGUACCCUCAAAGCCUCUUCAUGUAGCUCAACAACUGACCUCUCAAUUUCCCCUUCAACUGACCGUCAGACGGGCUCCAGCUCUCUUAAGGCCUCAAGCUCCUCUCAAGCCUCUGCCCCCUCACUCUCUACCUCCUUAACCCCCAAUCUUAAUCUACAAACCCAUGGCUGCUUAGAAAGGUCCCAUCUUUCACCCCAAAGCACGGUCUGCUCCGCUCCUGUCUCCACAUCUGUGCAACACUCAAUCCACGAGAGUUCAACCAGUUGUUUCUCCACACAGCCUCCUUAUGCUCUGGAUACCUCCCAAACAAAACAAGCCUCUUUUCAAUCUCUCAUAUCAAAUGCAGUCCCCCCCUACUCCCCUAUAGUGUCAGGAAACACAGGUCAAACAUCACUAGGUUGUCCCGUGAAUUUACCACAGCUCAACCAAGGUAACUUCAUGAGAAAUCCAACUCCUCAAGAUCCUGCUUCUCAGUCCCUCUCGGUUUCCCCUCGGGUAAACCUGGAGCUGUCUGCAGCUUUUACCAUAAAGCCAAGUUACAGUCAGCAUAUGACACCAAAUCCUUCACCCCGUCUUUCCCAGCUCACUGUCCCAAGUCCCCCAAAUGUACCUCAGAGUAACUCUAGCAGCCUUGAAGGACUGCUCUCCCAGCCCUCGCUCCCUCUUCAGACUUCAGGGGAUUUGUCACUUUCUGAGCUCCUAGAGAUCAACGAUUGGAUACUACAGUGA